AUGAUCUGGGGCUCUUCGGCGGCUACACAGCCUAUUUCAACACGACAGCCAACUCUGGCUGCACGCCAACCCCCGGGGGCUCUCUUCAGCCCACCCCUCCAGCCUCAAACCUCUCCCCAACCCACUCUCCUCCUGCCAUUGGCUCCCCACACAUUGACUUCAGCCAUCCCGUUGCCAGCUUUGAUCCCAAUCCCCGUCCAGCUUCAUCCACCACCUCCAUCCAUCUCCCUGGGACACAACAUUCCAAUCGUGCUCCUCCAAACCCCAACAUUUUGCCUCCCGGAAUAUUUGCGGUGCCCACAAAGUCGUACAACACUACAACCCCAUGAAAGCUGUGUGCACAAUGUCGAGCCUCGCAAGCUGGGAAGAGAGAACUCCCUGGCUACUCCAGAUUUCCAACAUCCCAACACCCUCCACCAUGGCCGUCAUGCCUGUUGGGCAUGUGCAGCCGUUGCUCGUCCCGAAAGUCUGAUCUCCUUCCCUCACUUCUCUACGCCUGUCGUUAAUGCUGUGCCCGGUCUUCUGGAAACGUUGCUGCCGCGGAGUGGGAUAUCAAUAGCACCAUCGAGGAUGGAGCAUCACGAACUUGAGGCGGGGCGUCUCUAUCACGCUCGCUCCAACUCGGUGAAUAGCUCGCGGGCACCGCUCACGAAACAUGGCCUCCCACGAGAACCCGCUCAGAAAGGACAGACUUGCCAUAAUUGCGGGACAUGCAUUGCUUCGGCCAUGCCAGAUCCUUCGCAAGUUGCCAGGACUUCGACCCCACCCGUCCUGACGAGGCCUUCAGGAAAGAAGACAUCUUUCGGUACUGUCCAGACCGGUGAUGGAGACACACAGGCUCUUCGCCCCGUUCGUCUCUCGCCUCGCCCCCUCGAGUCAUCCCCAGAGUCCCCCAUCUCAUCAAGCUUCUCGGAUCAAUUGUCCUCCAGCUCUGGAAGAACCUCCAGUCCGUCCAGUCCCGACGAUGGACGAAGUAUGAGGUCCUAUCAGAGCUCCCUCCCCGUCCCAAGCUCCGGAACCGCCUCCCCUAAUGCCUCCACCAAACCCCCUCUUCCACUCUCCAGCUCGACCUUAGAGACCACUCAGCCUAGCAUCGCCGAGAAACUUUCCCGCCAUGACAGUGCCACAGGCCGUAUCUCCAGAACCGCCGCACUAUCAUCGCACCCCACGACAACCGCCGUCUCGCCUCCAACUAUCGCUGCCCGGCGUGCAUCUCGUAAAUAUCGAACCUCCAUCACCUCCACCCACUCGAUCACCGACACCAUCAUCUCCGAGAGCCCACAAGUAUCCACCUUCCAUGACCUUGUCGUCCUCCCCCUCCAUGAACGCCGGGGACGCGCCACCACGCAGCUCAACAUCGACUCUCAACCUCGCCCAACGGCCCGCAGCCUCUCUCCGCCUCGCCAACGCCGUGUCCAAGUCGAGCAUCAGGCGAGCACGCCACUACGGGAGGAGUUCUCACCGCGUUUCCGGCCGGAAACGGAGACCGAGGAUGGAUCCGCGGCGCCGAACGCGGGAAUGUUGUCGAGGCUUGGGAGCAAGCUCAAGCGGCAUAACUUUUUGAAUCGCAAGGGCACCGUGACUACAGAAGCCGAGAAGGAGAAGGAGGCGCCGGUGGCCGUCAAGAAGGGUUUAAGCAAGAGUGGGCAUCAGGUUGUGGAGCAGAAGGCCGAGGUGGUGCAUUGGACAGAAGCAUAG
Molecule: messenger RNA, 1698 nt
Organism: Eremomyces bilateralis CBS 781.70
Lineage: Eukaryota; Fungi; Ascomycota; Dothideomycetes; Eremomycetales; Eremomycetaceae
Exons: 3
Coding region: 1-1698 (565 amino acids)
Source: RefSeq, a predicted model, not a curated record